Messenger RNA from Phalacrocorax carbo (great cormorant), 2721 nucleotides. The record is from RefSeq and is a predicted model, not a curated record. NCBI's taxonomy places the organism in Eukaryota, Metazoa, Chordata, Aves, Suliformes, Phalacrocoracidae.
AUGAUGGGCGGCAGCCAAUCGCGCCGCCGCUCGCGAGGGGCCCCGCGUGCGCGCCCCAGCCACACACAAAAGCCCGGGGAGGGCGGGAGGGCGCGAGCCAGCGCGGAGGCGGCGGGAGCCGCGCGCAGGGACCCGCCGGCGGCGGGAGGGGACGGCGCUGCACCCCCGGCACCCCCUGGGAUACGUACAACUCACGUGCUGACACCGGCCGCCGCUCUGGGUUCUGCUGCUGCGUUUUUACCUUUUCCAUUUUUUUUUUUUAAUAAUUUUUUUUUUUUUUUUACUAUUUUUGGCGAAAAGGAAAAACCUCCGAGCGCGCCACUUCCCCGCCGGGCGGCACCUCCGCAGCGCACCCCCCCACUCCCCGCCCCGUUGUAUGCGGGACCCGCCGCGGGGCGCAGCCGAGCGCUGCCCCGGGUUCCCCCCGGCCCCCUCUCGCCGCUCCCCGCCCGGCCGCGCUUUGGCAGCCGAUGUAGGGCACGGCGCGGCGCGCCCCGAACCCCCCCUCCCCACCCCGCCGCCACGGGAGCGGCCCCGCACCGCCGCGGGCGUCGGCGCAGCCCCCGCGGGCGCCGUCUUAUGCUCCGCGCCGCGCUUCGCCUCCCCGCCGCCUUCCCCCCAUGGUGCGGCCCCGCCGCGGUGCCGUCGGCGAGUGGCUGGGCAGGGCCGCGGGGAAGCAAAGCGCCGCGCCGGGUGCUCCGCGCAGCCUGCGAGGGCGGCGGGGCUGAGAUGAGAUAAAGCCGGCGGCGGAGCGAGGAGCCCCGCGGAGGAGGAGGAGGAGGAGGAGGAGGGGCGGCGGCGGCGGCGGCGGCGGCGGCGGCGGGGGGGGUGGUAGCGGCGGAGAGCGACGCGACCCCCGGCCGCCCGCGUGUCGUAUGUUCAGGUCCAAACGCUCAGGGCUGGUGCGGCGACUUUGGAGGAGCCGCGUCAUUCCGGACAGGGACGGCGGAGAUGGGAGCGCCAGGAGCGGCCAAGAACACGGAGCUACCGGUAGCUGCAAGAUCUCGGAGAAAAACCCCUCGGCGGAGAUGCGGGCGGUAGCGCGGAGCCUGCUGCGGGAGGCGGAGGAGCGGCGCGGCGGGGCGGCGGGCGAGGCGGCGCCCGGCGGGGACCCCAUGGCGGAGCGGCGGGGGGCCCGGCUCCGCGCCCCGCCGCGGCGGGAGGGCGCCGAGGGGGCGAGCCCGCGGCGGGAGCGGGAGAGCGACGGCCGGACGGUGACCUGCUGCCUCUUCAAGGAGCGGGAGCCGGGCGGCCCCCCUCAGCCCGGCACCACGGCCGCCGUCGUGGUGGCCCCCCCCAGCCCCGACGGCGCGACCGACGGCGGCUCCCCGGAGCGGCGGGGCCGGGAGGCGCGGUCGCGGCUGCUGCUGCUGGAGCAGGAGCUGAAGGCCGUCACCUACUCGCUGCUGAAGCGGCUGAAGGAGCGCUCGCUGGACAGCCUGCUGGAGGCGGUGGAGUCCCGCGGGGGCAUGCCCAGCGGCUGCGUGCUGGUGGCCCGCACCGAGCUGCGCCUGGGGGGCCAGGCGGCGCCCCCCCACCUGCUCCUGGGCAAACUCUUCCGCUGGCCCGACCUGCAGCACCCCGCCGAGCUGAAACCCCUCUGCGAGUGCCAGAGCUUCGGCGUCGCCGACGGACCCACCGUCUGCUGCAACCCCUACCACUUCAGCCGCCUCUGUGGGCCAGAGUCUCCACCACCUCCCUACUCUCGGCUGUCUCCUAAUGAUGAGCAAAAGCCACUGGAUCUAUCAGAUUCCACGUUGUCUUACACUGAAACAGAGGCUACAAACUCGCCCAACGUCACGCCCGGAGACUUCUCAGAUGCCAGUACGUCACCCGAUGCCGUGAAGAGGAGCCAUUGGUGCAACGUGGCCUAUUGGGAGCACCGGACGCGCGUUGGCCGCCUCUACACAGUGUACGAACAGUCUGUCAGUAUAUUUUAUGACCUACCUCAAGGAAACGGCUUCUGCCUCGGACAGCUAAACCUGGAAAACAGGAGCGAGACUGUGAGAAGGACUCGAAGUAAAAUCGGCUACGGGAUUUUACUUAGCAAAGAACCGGACGGUGUGUGGGCGUACAACCGCAGCGAGCAUCCCAUCUUCGUCAACUCCCCGACACUGGACAUCCCCAACUGUAGGACUUUGAUAGUGCGCAAGGUGAUGCCGGGCUAUUCCAUCAAGGUGUUCGACUACGAGAAGUCCUGCCUCUUGCAGCACACGGCCGAUCUGGAUUACGCAGACGGGCCCUACGACCCGAACAGCGUGCGGAUUAGCUUCGCCAAAGGCUGGGGGCCAUGUUACUCAAGACAGUUUAUCACAUCGUGUCCUUGUUGGCUGGAGAUUUUACUCAGUAACAAUCGAUAAUGGUCAGCCUCUGACGAAAGGAAAAAGAAAAAAAAUGACACAGACUAUCCCAAAUAUCAUCUACCUAGAUUUAAUAUAAAGUUUUAUAUAUUAUAUGAAAAUAUAUAUUAUACUUGUAAUUAUGGAGUCAUUUUUACAAUGUAAUUAUUUAUGUAUGGUGCAAUGUGUAUAUGGACAAAAAACAGAAGAUGCACUUUGGCUUAUAUAAUUCUUUCAAUACAGAUUUUUUUUAAAAAGAAAAAUUAUACAGCAAAAAUAGGAGAAAGCCCUAAUUUUGAUGUAUGGUUUUUUGAAAUAUUAUUAAUACCCAGGCAAAAAGCUAAUACCGGUCACUCAUUGAUAAUAAAGUAUUUGCAUUAUA